Molecule: messenger RNA, 2221 nt
Organism: Liolophura sinensis
Lineage: Eukaryota; Metazoa; Mollusca; Polyplacophora; Chitonida; Chitonidae
Exons: 14
Coding region: 72-2051 (659 amino acids)
Source: RefSeq, a predicted model, not a curated record
UCUCAGCAGCACGUGGUGAAGAAAUCAGAGGACACAAAGUUUGCGUCAUUCGGAACAAAUUGUUUCACAAAAUGGAAAAGAAAGCUCAUAAAUUUGUUGCUUUACUUGCCAAGAAAUUUACUGAUGCUUGCCACAAAGACAUUGACCACUUGGAAGUUUUCAUGUUGGCAGUCAGCAACUUGAAGGAAGGAAGACUGAAAUCAGAACUGCAGGGGAAUUGUAGUAAAUACCAGGAAAAGUUUGAAAGUGAGUUACAAGGCCUUAAGGCAGAAGAUAGGAAGGUAGAAGUCAGCUCAGAUGACACCAGCUUUGUGACAAGAUGCCAUAGAGUGGCAGACAGACUCGAACACAUGAUGCUUAACAGUUCUGAGCUACAGCAGUGGGUAGAAACUGUGAAGAAGGAAGGUAACUCCAAACUAGACCACCCAGAGUUACGGGCCCUGUGUAGUUUGCUAUGCUGCAGAGAGGAUUACGUGUCUCUUGUUAACAGUAUGUUUCUGAUUCUGAGCAGUGUACAAGGUCACGUGGAGAGUUGUUUGGCAGACCAGGAUAGGGCCAGGGCUGUAAGGCUGCAGAGAGAACUACACACCAUUCUGACAUUCUUGUACAUCAAACAUGGGAAUCUGAAGGGUAAAAAGCACAUCCCAGGCAGGCAGAAAUAUGAAGACGUUCUUGCCUCGCUGCUCUCCCUUUAUGUUGAUCUUGUGCUCUUGACAUCUAGAUCAUCUGAGACACCUGUCAAAGUUAGUAAGGAGCUGUGUAGUUUUGUGUUUCUUUUGCUGUCACCAUGGCCAGCUCACGUUGUUGAUGUUCUGAUACAGAGUUCCCUCCCCUGCUCACCAGAUGUCACCACAGUUCUACCACUGGCAAGGAAAUGUUUGAAGUCCCCGCCAAUAAAACCUGACUGCAGGACUUACACAAAAUACGUGGUUUGUUUGCGAUCGAUAGUGUCAGCAUUAGGAGAGGAAGUGAAAGACAUCUGUCAGGUGGCCAAAUCUGUGAAAGCUCCAAAGUCUUACCUCAGCUGGCUGCGCGAGCAGAGAGAGGAUCUUCUAGACAACUUGCCGGAGGACCGAAAGUUCAAAGGGCGUGUCAUCACCCAAUUUCUACUUCAUGAAGCAGAUGAUGCUUUGAUUGAUGGGUUACUGGAUAUUUUGACUGAAGAGCUCCCUGAAGCAAGGGAAGCCACUGAACAAUCCGUGAGUGAUGACCUUACCAAGCAGAAGAGUUUGGCUGAAGAAACCCCAUCAGAGGAUAUGCCUCUGUUCUAUGUGGACAAGAAAGGAAAGGAUGAUAAGGGAAACCAGGGUGUGAAGAAUGGCAAUGAGGGUACGAUGGGAGAUAAAGAUGGUUCGGAGGUCAUCGAGGUCAUUGAAGUUGACCUCUCUGGUUUUGACAUGCAACCCAAUGAGGAUGCUUUGCUACAUUUGAAUGAAGACAGUGAUCUGGAUGAUGUUGACGAAGGCAAUGAUUUGGAUGACGUUGACAAAGGCCGUGAUUUGGAUGACAUUGAGGAAGGCAAUGAUUUGGAUGAUGAUAAUGAAAGCAAUGAUUUAGUGAUUGAUGAUGAUGAUAAUGAUGGUGAUGGUGCACUGGCGAUGAAAACGUAUCUUAAUGCAGCUGCUUGUGAUGUUGAUGAUGGUGAUGAAGACAGCGAUGUGGAAGUUAUAGACAUAGCUGAAAAUAAGGCUGAUGACAGCGAUAUGGAAGUUAUAGACAUAGCUGAAAAUAAGGCUGAUGACAGCGAUGUGGAAGUUAUAGACAUAGCUGAAAAUAAGGCUGAUGACAGCGAUGUGGAAGGUAUAGACAUAGCUGAAUAUAAGGCUGAUGACAGGGAUGUUAAAGGGGAUGAUGCAGAUGGCCUUGUGCAUAAAGAUAAUAAGGAUGUAGACAAUGCAGACUGUGAUUCUGAUGACAGUAAUGAUGAUGAUGAUGAUAAAGCUGAAACCCAGUCUAGUGAUGAAGAUACUGCUUCAAUCUGUUAUGAAGUUCAUCGAUAUUCACCUUCAUCCCACCAGUUUGGCACACUCCUUAAAUGGCGGUGCCUGUGAAACACUAUACACGAUGUAGGAAAGUUUGUCCGUUGAUUGCCAAAGACCAGUGGUUUAUUUCGGUCACUCUGGUGUACUUCACCUAUCAUUAAUAGUCUGACCGCUUUCCUGCAAGUGAAAUAUUCUUUAUUAUUUGAUUAUUGUGUUUUUUUAGUAAUACCAAUCAAUUU